AUGUACAGCAUCAAUUGCAAAGUUUUACCAAAACUGUUACGAUGCGCAAACGAGUGUUCGACCGAUCAUAAUGAUGAACAACUACAGAGAAGUAAGAGCGAAUCAAAUUAGUGAACUCGCAUAUUAUUUUGUCAAUGACGGAGUAUCGAUCACUUGUUUAUAAUAUAAUUAUAUUGUUCAUGUUUUAAUCAACCUAUAUCCUUCUCGAUAUAACCGAGUUUCCGAAUGACUAAUUAAUUUGUUUCUCAUCAAUAUUCUACAAUAUUCCACAAUAUAGAACGUAAUAAUAUUAAUUUAUUAGUGAAAUAUUUAAAUAUGUAUAGUGUCAAUUUAUUCGAUAUACAACGAAACGUACACGUCUGUUGAAAUUAAAAAUUUGUCUGUCUCAAAACCACAUAAAAAUGUUUAUUUAUAUUUCAAUCCUUAUAUAAUAGCAAUAAUUAAUAUGUAGUUUUUUUUAAAAAAAAGUCCUUGAUAAAUAUACCCGCAUCGCAGUUUUUUUUUUUUACGGUUUAGCUUAUUUCCAAAAUUUUCGUUUGGUAUAUCAGAAUAUUAUAUUAUAUAGUCUAUACAUUUAACGGUGUUAUAUUUUUAGCUAACGAACGAUCAUUGUGCGUUUUUAAUUAAAAACAAAUAAUACUAAUAUGUUUAUUCACGAAAAUAGGAUGUUGGCUCCCAUAUAAUAUAAUAUAAAUUUAUCGUUUGUAUCGGUACGCACUGUAAACAUCAUAUAAUAUCAAUAAUAUUAUAAAAUAUUGCAAUCAAAAUAAUGUGAUUUUUUUCUUUUUAUUAUUCUUGACGAGAGAAAAAAGUUAAUUUAAAAUUUUUUUUUUUUAAUUGCCCGUCAUUCACCGUGAUAUCGAAUAAUAUUUUUAAUGCGCGCGCAUAUAUUAUAUUAAUAAUAAUAUGUACUUUAUAUGAGUACCUAUUUCAACACUGCAUUAUCUAAUUUCUGAUUUGUCACGGUGUAUUUUGAAAAGCGGCACGUAUAAUAAUAUUAUUUAAAUGGCAUUCCGGUAAUACACCAUCACCAAAAGUGAUUUAAUUAAUGCUAUAUACGAAUAUGAUAAUAAUACAAUUAACAGUUUCAAAUAAUCGUGUUGUUUCGACUUCGUGUCCCCAGCACCCCCACUUGGAAGUUUUUAGAAAAAACCGAGAAGCAUUUGUAACCGAGAAAUGGAGAACGUUUGUACUAAUGUUUGUACCGGUUUGUACCGUAAAUUUCAUCAUUUGCACCGAAAGCACAAAAAAGUUAGAGCCGUUUUAAAGUGGGGGUGUCGGGGAUAUGCCAGCAUCCCCUCCUAGAGUUAUUAGGAAAAAAACGCAGGCGAUCGUUUGUACCGGGUUGUACCGAAAACUUCAUCGUUUGUACCGAAAACGGCAAAAGUAAAAAACAGUUAUGGGUGUCUUAAGUUUCGUAAGUAAUGACAGCUUGUAUACUUUUGCAAUAAAGCGAAAUGCUCUCUUUGAGGUAGUGAUAGUUGCCUAGUGACAUUACAGUACUGUACUAAAUACUUACACUAUAAUCUACUCACUUUAAGAACGGUACUCGCCAUUUAUGUUUUUCAAAUAGGUUAUGGUACGAAAACUUGUAGCCACUAACCGCCUAACUAAUUCUUAAAAUGAAUAAAGUAUAAACAGUGUGUCCCACAGUAUCCGACGGAUUUUUCUAGCGCUGUUAUAUACAAUUUUCUAAGAAACGACCGUUUUAAAUUCUACUCAAACGUACGAAAAACAACGCUAACGAUUUUUAUUACGAGUACCCUGUGUUAUGUGAUAAUUAUUUGCUACUUCGUUAGACGUCAGUUGACUAUUGAAUCGUCUGGACUUGUCUAUUAGCUAUCUACUACUUAGGUGAGAUAAACUUUUUAUUGUUGUAUAUAACUGUAAACAAUUUAUUAAUUAUUUAUUAUUUAUUAUUUAUUUAUGGCUGAGCUCAAGGGCGUCCAUCUUCGAAAAUCUAGGGAGGGAGACAUUGUAUUUGUCUAUACUAUCUGCAGGGAGGUAAAUCACUAGAGGAAGUUGGUGUACACAUAUUUGGAAAUACUAUGAAAGUACGUGGAUGUACUUGGAAGUAGAGUCGCUGCCAGAUAUACUCGCACGGCAGCGGCAGCACUUUCCAGUAGGUAUAAUUGAAAUUAAUAACGGCAUGUUUCUCUCGCGUGGCACCAAGUUGUUCUUUAUAAAUGUAUAAAAAUUAACGAAAACAUACGGAGUAAGUACCCCUCCAGGUUUCCCAUUAUCGUACCAUUAAAAUUUUUUUGUACAGAAAUGAAAUUGUCAUUUUUUUACUAAUUUUUAGUGAGAAAGACAGUAGGAAAAUGGAUAUCUGCUGUGUAAUCGAUAGUGUCCUAAUUGAAAAAAAAAACAAGAUACGAAACCCAUUUCUGCUACUGUUCAUGCUCUCACAAUAAUAUUAUGUACGUGACUUUGUUGUCUUAUUAAAUAAUAAGACGGGAUAGCCUUCUACUUUGUAUAAAAUCCGUGAUAAAAUAUUGAAAAAAAAAUGCGAUGACGUGGACAUAAUUGUAUGUUUAUACAAUAUGCACACCACGAACAAUCAUGAGAUAAUAAAAUGCGCUCUCGCACGAAAUCGCAAGCUGGCUUCAAAACAGCGAGGUAGUGGGCGUGGCUAUAGUCAACUGCCGCUAUGGCGAUACGGCGCGCAACGCCAUCUCUCGGGCGUUACACCUGUUACCACGAUUAAAGAUCGAGAGGUUGUGCAACGAGCUAUGUUAGUUAGGGUGAGGUGAAUUUUAUGCUAGUAAUUAGUGAAAAUAGUAUAUGUUCUUUAUCAAAACUAUUAUACUGGCUUGUAUACUAGCUUUAAUCAGUAUAACUAUUCAGUAAACUAUUCACAUGAGCUUAAAAACUAGUAUACUAGCUAUUACACCAGAGAUAGCACAAUAACUAGUAUCGUGUGAAACGAAAUUUAAAUAAUGAAAAAUUACGCCAACCUUAACUAAUUAUAAACUAUGACUCUAAAUUGAUUAUAUUGUCUGUGAAUUAUAAUUUAAUUUCUUUUUUUAGGAUUAGAAAUACCAUUUCUAACGUUUGAUGACCCCACAACCCAUUUUAAUAUGACAAUAAUUAUUGGAGCUCAUUUAUCAUUGGAAGGUAUAAAAACAAGAUUUUCUCAUCAAUUUAAUCAUCAUCAUUUUAACAAGAGAAGUCAAUUGUAUUUUGGAUACAUAUCAUGUUUUAAAGCUUAUAAGAAACUCAUGGAGCUCAAUAAGUAUUAUGUAUAAUAGUAAAAGUAAUAAGAUAGAUUGGAUAUAUAUUGAACAAUUAAUUAAUCUGCAAGAAGCUGAAGGAUUGCAUGCUGGAAAAAACUUCGAAGAGUAUAUAUAAACUGGAGAAUGAGACCAAUGAAAGUAAAUAUAGCAGCCCAGACAUUAAGUUCGAGUGUAGCUGAUUCGAUUGAUCUCUGUCAUAACUCAAACAUUAAAGGUUUUGAAAACAGUGAAAAUACAACAGAAUUUAUCUGAAUGGUGGAUAACUGGUUAGACAUAUUAAACUCGAGAAAUCCUUAUGGGUAUGGCUCUAAAGCAUCAAUGAAAAUUAGUAAUCGGCACAUUCGGCGAACAACAUUAAAUAAUACAAUUAGUUAUAUAAAAAGUCUUAAAUGUUAUUUAAAUAAUGUAUUUUUGGUAGAAUAUAAAAAAAAAACUGGUUUUUUGAGAGUAAAAGUUUCAUCAAUUAGCAUCACAAAAGUUUUUGAAAAAUUAAUACCAUAAUUACCUUUUAACAAAAUUACAAAAUUUCGCAAGACCAUAUUGAGUUGUCUUUUAGUGUUGUGCGAGGUAAAGGUGGUCGCUGUAUGAAUCCCACUCCAAGGCAUUUCAGUGUAACUUACAAAAAAUGAUUGAUAUAUCAUCAAAUAAAUACAUCAAGAAAUGUUAGCCUUAGAUAACACUAAGAUAUUGUUAGCAACUCGUAAUCCUAUUCAACGUUAUUCUGAGACUUGAGCUGAACCAGAAAGUAAUCCGAACUUAAUUGACAGAAGGUGUACUAACACUGAAGAGAAGAAAACAGCAUACCGUGAGGACAAUGAAUGUGUUGAAGAUGUUAUCAAUGCUUUACCUUCAUUAAAUGAAAGGACUGGAAUAAUUCUGGCCGAAUUUAAUGAUAUUGGCGUAAAUACUGGAUUAGAGAUGCCGUUUAACUGUGCCUUCUUUGUCUUAUCCGAAUAUGCUGAUAAUGCAGUUGGACUGAUAGCUGGAUAUAUAGUACAUAUGGUAAGUAACCUAAUAAAUUAA
Messenger RNA from Cinara cedri, 4259 nucleotides. Lineage: Eukaryota; Metazoa; Arthropoda; Insecta; Hemiptera; Aphididae. The record is from the annotation of a GenBank genome assembly.